Exaiptasia diaphana is the source of this 7368-nucleotide messenger RNA. RefSeq lists its product as uncharacterized. The coding region runs from base 284 to 7354 and encodes 2356 amino acids. The transcript has 8 exons. Lineage: Eukaryota; Metazoa; Cnidaria; Anthozoa; Actiniaria; Aiptasiidae. The record is from RefSeq and is a predicted model, not a curated record.
UUCAUUUCGACUCAGAUUUACAGCAAGUGAAGUCAAUUCAUAAAUCUGCUCCAACGCGCUAUGUUGCUGUGUUUUAUGGAAGAGUAAAAAAUACUUCACCUAUUAAUAGCCUGCUUAGUAUAAAGCUUACAUUGAACAUAAGCUUAAUAUUGACGAGGAUUCGCUGUUCAAUAUUUUAUACACAACAACUCGACAUUGGCCUGGAUGAUCUGGCGGGCUGGCCGCGUUGUGCUAUUCUCUUUCACAUAUGCGUCGUAGACACUGACAUAAAAGGUAGAGUUAAAUGCAUUCUUAUUGUAGAUCAAUAUCUUACUCUGAGCAAGAUGGGAGACGUUGGGAGAACAGGGAUCAUUAUAUUAGCCAAGAGAGAUCUAGGUAUGAUAACCAUUCCUAUUUGCUGGAGUCUCAAGAUGACAUGAGUAACUUUGCAAAUCUACAAAGAUAUGAAGAUGUGGAAUCUGAGCAAAGRCAAGAGUAUGGAUAUGAUAUGAGAAAUGAGCCAAGCCCACGUAGAGACUGGAGGAAUGGUGACAGCAUUGAUCGACGCRAUGGGAACGCAUUUUUUGACACCCUASCUACAUAUAUCAGACAUGAGAUUCACCAAUCAAGGGAACCYAUGGAAGGGCAGAGAUAUGAGUAUUAUGAUAGAACAUAUUAUCGCCAGGAGGAUGAAAGAACAUAUUCCCAUGACAGUGGAAAAACACGCGAUCGCACUGCCCACGACAGAUAUAAUGAUCACUCUGGCAUGUCUCUUCAAUAUGACAGCUAURAUUUCAARGACUAUGACCAUUCAAUGUAUGAUUGUGGAAACAGAAGAGGGUAUCGUGGGCAUACGUUGAGAGAUUAUGCUAGAGCUGGGGAAAUUCACGAUUUGCGUUACAGCCGAUACGAGCGACCUACCAGAGACUAUUACGAUGACAUUCGAUAUGAUACUGACAGUUGUUCUAGAGAAAGGCGUGGAUACAUGUUAAGACAAAGACGUUUGUCAGACCACAAGUCUUUCUCUCACAGAUGUUCUGAUGACAGAUCUACAAAACCUUCUCAUGACAAUCAUUGGAGUAGUAAAUCACCAAGGAAGAAUGUUUCUCCGCCACAAAAGAGGAAAAUACCGAUKUAUGAGCUUAAUAAUAAAAAGCAAAAAACUAACGGUAAAAAGCAGAAAUUCUCGCCACGUAAUGAAAGCCAAUCCGAAAAACCACCAAGCCUGCUUACAAGAGAACAUUUAUUGUCACGUGAAGUAUUUACCUCUAACUCUACUGGAGAUUCACCGAAACAACCCAAGCAAUUUCGUGACUUACGUGACGAAAUCAUUGUUUCUCGGGGCUCACGCAAUUCUUCACGAACACCUGCAGAAAAACGUAAUCKGGAAUCACGAGAUCUUCGYMAUGAUAUUAAUAGAUCACGUGGAGAGGACAAUUCCUCAGAAAUCUCUAGUGACAGUCGUCGUGGACAUAACAACGUAACGCAGUCGUCAGGUAACAUACUAAAUGGGGAURAUAACAAGCAUAAUAAAGACAAGAACACAUGCRAGGAACAAAACCAAAAAAUGAAAAACGCAGCUACUCGUCGAAUUAAUUCUCCUUCCAAACAAACACUUGUUUCUUCUCAAAAUGGAGAAGCAUUAAAAAGGAAGGUUAGUUUGUGUAAUGGUCUCUCUACUGCUUCUUCMCCGACACUUGAUGCGACYGACAAACSACGUGAUGAUUUACGUUUCAUAAUCAUGUCUCGACGGCAAAAAAAGAAUGAAAGUGCGGAAAAGAAUGAAAGWGAACAUUUGGACCCCGCUUCUUCCUCAGAUAAAAAAGAAGCAAAAGUUGUCAAUGAAAGAGUAGUUGAACUAGCUUACUCUGUGGAAAAUAAUGGGGAGAAGGCUUGCAAGUCAUUAGGUGCAUCAAGGCAGUCUUAUAGAACUGUUACGAAGAGAAUGGCAAAAAGUAAACUCAAUCCUUCAGAAAYAAAGGCAACUUCCGGAAAUAAAACCUGCAAUAACGAUAAUCGAGUAGAACUAAUUAAGGACAUGAGGAAAGUUUCACCCAAGAGAAAUAUACCGCAAUUGAUGACAGCGAAGAAAGAGAACGACAAUGUUGUAGUACAUUCAGUUGAAAUAGGAAAAAUAGAAGACAAUCACUGCAAUUUUGAUGUAAUUCGCGAAAGUCAUCCUUCUCGCACCAAGGAACAUGAGGAAUUCAAGCAAUCCACUGUGGAUAAUGCAGAACUUGAAGGAUCCAUAAAAGAGCUUGAGAAUGGUUGCCACGUAAAGUUUAUCAAUUCAGAACUCGAUCAAAGCACUUGCUCAGAGUCUGUUUUAACCACGUCUAGUUCGACUACGUCUGAGUCGACAUCUGAAUUUAAGUACGAGAGCAGCUUGUCUUCAUUAAGGUCGUCUAAUAMAACAUCUGAUUCAAAGGCGUCUGAUACAGCAUCUGAUUCGACAUCUACACACUCGAUCUCAACGGRUGUCGACCGAAACAGAAGUAAUGGCACUGAACUCCAUCAAGUUGUGUCACAAACUGAUAAGUCAGGAUUUAUCAAUGAACAAGAAAAUUCGGUUGUAAAUAUUAAUGUCUGCGGUAGAGAUAAUGCAAUGACGACUGAAGGUUUGUGCAAGAACUCUGCGAAUGCAUUCGGUAUUUGUGAUUCCAAAGCCAAUGUGUUAACUGCWUUAGAUGGAAUAGAAUCUGAAUAUUCUGAACGAAUCGAAGAACAACAAWUUUUUGUUUUAAAUAAUUAUGUCUGGGAUGGAGAAAAUAUCACGUCAAGGGACGGUUUGUGCAAGAACUCAGAAGGUGUAUUUAAUAAUGAUGCUACUAAAGCUAAUGUCAUAAUUGAUCAAGUACAAACUGARGUAUAUUUCGGACCUGAGWAUCAACUUCAUUCGACACCCUUGUUAAAGAAUAACAAAAAUCAUCGUGAUUUCUUGGCAAAAGAUACAAAAGAAGCAAGUGAAUCUGCGUUKGGUUGUGCAAAUUCCUUUCAAAUACAUGAUGCUGUAAAAUCGUCUAAGAACUUCAUAGACGAUCCUAUUGGCAGCACUGUGUACACCUCUUCUAUUGAUACUAAAAAUCAUUUGCUAUCAGGUAACAGUGAKGCAUCAGAAUAUAGUGAUAGCAACACCAGUUAUGAUCGAGAAGUUAACGUUAGGAGUGAAUCAUGUCGUAGUACCUUAGGGCAAAACAAAACCGCUUCGUGUAACAGAGAUCCAAAAGAUUAUAUAGAAAGUGAAAAUUUGUUAAUUGAUGAUAAUGUGGUACAACCAAAUAACAGUGUUACUUCUGAGUUGAAUACAGAAGCUUGCGCUAAAAAAUUAUCGUUUCUUUGCGAUCGUACUGUGCCGGAACAAAACAGUGCCAUAUCUGAGUGUUAUCUAGAAAUUGACGCUGAAAGUGAAUCACUAUUUGGUAAUAAUUCUGCCGCACUACAACAAAGCGGGAGCAGUGUGACUGAGUAUGAUCAAGAAGUUGACACGAAAAGUGAUUCCUCAUUUGGCCCUACGUCCGAAGUUGACUCAGAAUUCAAAGUUGGCACUAAGAGUGAAUCUCUAUUUGGUAAUAAUUCCGCGCUGCAGCAAAAUAACAUUAGUACGUCUGAGUAUGAUCCAGAAGUAGACACGAAAAGCGAUUCAUCAUUAUCCAGCCUUACGCACGAAAAUGACCCAGAAUUCAAUGUAGUCGCUAAAAGUGAAUUGCUAAUUMAUGAUGCCGCGACUCAACAAAACAACAAGGACAAAUCUAAUUGCAAUUUAGAGGUGUGCRRUAGAAUCUAUUUCUCAAUUAUCAAUGCUACCACAGACGAACGUGGAAGCAAGCCGUAUAGAUGUGAUGUUGACACACAAUGUGAAUCAGUUAUUGACGAACGAUCAGAAGAUAUUAGUGUUAUGUGUCAUUAUGGUCAAAAAACUGGCMGCAGUGGCCGUGCACUUCAAGUUGAAAACAAUCCUUUAAAUGCCAUUGAACAAUGCAUAUCUGCCAGAAUAGAUGAUGUCAUUUGUUACACAAAAACAGAGAGACGUGAUCAAGAACAAAAUUUUCUUUUACACGAUCAAGUUGCACAGUCAAAGACUCAAAAUCGCGAUUUGAUUAGCAGUUCUGAAUAUAAGAACUCUAGCAAUGUCCUUCAGUGUAAUGUCGAUCAUAAAGAACCGGAAGUGUGCUAUGAUUCCAGAGUUGAAGGCUUACAAGAAUAUAAAGAAAAAGGAAAGGCAUGUAUAGUUGAAUACGAUCGUUCAUACGAUUUCGUAAAUGAACCCGAUGGUAAGCCCAAAGCUGCCACGUGUCUAGACUAUGAAGAGCAUCACCAUGACGAUGGUAUUUGUGAAAAUCUCUUUACCAACAAUCUGCUUUUUGAUGAAAAAAUGCCAGGCGACAAAUGCGAUUGUCAGCCCAAAGAAAUUAUUCCGCAGACUGUUGACAUUAAUUACAAUAGACAUUUUGAAAGGCGUUCGAAAGAUAAAACAUCAAGGGGGCGUUGUAUGAAGCAUUGUAGCACAGAAGAAGAGCAACUGAAAGGAUCAAAUUUUGUUGAAAUAGUAAAGGAAACGUUUCUCCAGUGCAGUGGGCAUACAGAUSCAAGUACAUAUAGCGAACUUACAUCAAAUAGCUGUGAAGUAUUCUCAUCUUCUAAAUGUGGUAGCAAUAAUUGUAUUGAUUUAUGUUCACCAAGUGAAGAUGAAACAUCUGAAAGACGCCUAUGUAGUGAAUUCUCACAUCAUGAGAAACCUUCCAAUAGCACUUACAAGUCUUUCAGCGAUAACUCGUCACUUUGUAAAUUUCAUAGUGCCAAAACAUUUAUCGAAAUUUCCUCAUCAAGCGAAUGCAAAAUUUCAGAGAAAAAUACUGUAGAGAUUGAUUGCUCUCAUUCUGACGACAUUUCAAUAUCAUCACCAUCACUAACACGAUCAAGAAACGAAUCAAUGCCUUAUGAUCCUGAAAAUGUUUCACCUGUUGACAUCCUUACUUCUCCGCAGUGCUUUGACAAUAUGUCACUAGCAACUCCCUCUACAGGCACGGUUGAAUCCUGCAGUGCAUUUUUUACGCAACCUGAGGAUCCUGAAAAGCAAAGUCAUCUUGAGCAGGAAGUACAUGAUCCAACCUYAGUGGAAUGUGAGUCUGAUAUGUCAUUAGCUACUCAGUCACUGACUACAAUUGGCUAUACACCAACAGAUCAUUUUUUAUCUUCAGAAGAUGAGGAAGGAUCUACAACUGGAACCAAAUCAUAUUCAAACGCCGUUGUCACUACAAGCAAAACUAGUAAUAGUAUUACACAAAUACCUGGAAACUAUUCUAAUCAAGAUAUUAUAUCCUCUGGCAACGAAGGUGACAAUGAAAUAUCCACUGGAAUUUCUAGUCCAGAAUCGUUACCAACAAAAAAAUCGCCGAAAUUGGUCAAUAGAAACACUAACAACCUAUCAUUAGGAAAACUUGUCCAAAAAACAAAAGGUCUUUUACAGCGACGUCAUUCUUAUAAAACUCAUGAUCUUGGAUUGAGUUCUCCGGAUUCUAUCAGAACACAGACUGAAGUGUGCARCCCAGAAGUAUUUGUUCCUCUUGAGGGCUUUUAUCCGAGCGGCAUAAGUGCUGAUGUACUUUUUAAAAGAAACAAGGCAGAGGCACAAUUUAAUAACAAGUCUAAUAGCAUUGUAGAAUUAUUAAGUUCGGAUCUUACAAGCAUUUAUGUAGACAGUGACUAUAAUCCAGAAAGCUUUGUGCCCCUUCUAUCUUCGCGAUCUUGUAACYUGCAACAAGAAAAGAGGAAGAGCAAGGGAAGGCUAUCCAGAUUUGAGGGUGAACAUCAAGAAUCUUUAAAUAUUUCGUGCACAACAGUUAGUCAUGAAUCAAGUAAUAACCUUGAAAAGAACUGUGGAAGAUUUAGGUCUUUUGACUACAGGUAUUCAAAUGCAGAGGAGAAUGGCGAUUUUAUUCARUCCUCUCCAUCAACAAAACUAUGCACUAAAGCGCCAAUGGAGUUAUCCAGURUUUCCUCGCCUGAACAAUCKUUGCGUGAUAAAACUACUUGUCUUAUAAGCGCCAUGAAGAAAGCAACGAAAGGCUAUGAACGCUACAGUGAAACUAGAAAAGAUUCUCCAUAUAAUUGCUUGAAUGAAUUGAAAGCUGUCACGCAAUCCUUUGACAAUAGUAAGUAUGAAGAUAAAGAAUAUAUUAACGAUACGCUAGUUGAUGAAGGACGCGAAUUCCUUGAACGGGUACUGGACGAACAGAAUUCAAAUGAAGUGCUUUUGGAUGAGGGACAUGAUCUUCUUGAAUUAGCUCUGGAGGAAAGCAUUCAAAAAAACUCUGUUAAAAAUAUAGAAAUGCAGGAAACUCGGGACACCAUGGAWUCCAAACGAUCAAUUUCAACAGCAGAAUCGGUUAAGGGCGCCGUCUUUGACUGCGUAGUUAAUUCCGAUAACCAUAAACUGUCGGUUAUUGAUGCUGAACAAAACGGAGACAGUCAGCAGCAACCGGAGCGAUGGGCUGAACAAAAGAGCGCCAUAGAGAUAGGCGAAGAUCUUUCAGAAUGUAUCAAGAUUAUKCAUGAUAAAGCAAUUGAAAGUAACCCAUCAACUGUAUUUCCAAAUCCUGAUUCCAUCUGUAGUUUAGAAACAGCUUCGCAAAAUUCUAAUCAGGCCGCAACACCUGAUUCUGCUCCAACAAACCCUGCUACUUGUACUGCAGUAUCUUCCAAUGAACCACAAGCUCACAAUGACCAAUCUCUACUACAUGAGACAAACAAAGAUAACGUCGCGUUUUCAUCGACCUGCUUGGUGGAGAGUGUUCAAUCUGUUUCAUCCGAAAAGGAACGCACAGAAAUAAGCCUCGAUGAAUUUGUUGACGCUGAGCUGAAAAAGAAAAACGUGAAAAUGAAAUGUCCAUUAUCAGAACACCAAGAAUUUGGCAUGCGUUCUUCCAGUUCUCUCUGUGCCUCUUUAGACCCCAUCGUAACGGCAUCGUCAGAAAAAGAUUGUCCAAGUGCUUCUAUUACACAGCAACCAAGUGUUGAACCCAACAUUUUUAACAUGSAUUGCGGGAAUUUUAGUCGUAAACCAAAAAAUAGACGCUCUCCCGUGAACGACCCACUAAAUCACAGUGGCGUAAUCAAUGAUUACAAACAAAAGAUGAUCACCAUUCUGCARAAGAGAGUCGACAUUGAAAAGGCAUACAGAGAAGAAUGCGACUCAGCGUUAGCAACGGUCAAGAUGUUGGUUAAAAAAAACAAAUCCACCGAAGAAGAUCUUAGAGGGAUUCUACAAACGCGACUAUGUGACAUAAGGCAAAAGUACGUAUCUGAACUGCAGUCGUUUGUUAGGAAGGAAACUAAUUCAUUACAAUUAACCAUUGAGAAUCUUACUAAUGAAUAAACUAAUURAUAUUG